AUGGCUCUCGCUCAGCCUGGGGGCCGUCGCCUGCAGCCACGCCAGGCAGGGGGACAGGCAGCAGGGUGGGUGCCGCCGGGCAGGGGGGCGAGCGGAGCAUCAGCCAACCCACCCUGCCAGAGCGGGAACCGCCACGGCAUGACAUCCACCAGGGUGGCUUUGGGGGGAAGUGUGCCCGGAAGGGACGAGGGGGAACCGGAGACGACACCCCUCAAUGCCAAGGAUCCAGAAGUUGCCACACACGGAGGUGAAAACUCAUCUGGAAGAUGUCUGUUGACUCUGCUGGGUCUAGCGUUCAUCUUGGCAGGAGUUGUUGUUGGUGGAGCCUGCAUCUACAAGUACUUCAUGCCUAAGCAUAAGGUGUACCGUGGUGAAAUGUGUUACUUUGAAAAUGAAAAUCGUGAUCGUGCCGUCGAACCUUAUUUCCUCCCUAUUGCUGAAGAAGCUGAUAUUCGAGAGGAUGAUAAUAUAGCCAUCAUUGAUGUGCCUGUUCCAAAGUUCUCGGACAGUGAUCCGGCAGCGAUCGUUCAUGACUUUGAUAGGCUUUUGACUGCGUAUCUUGACUUGCAACUGGGUAACUGCUAUGUGAUUCCACUGAACACAUCCAUAGUUAUGCCACCAAGAAAUUUGAUGGAUCUCUUCGCAAAACUGGCGACUGGCUCUUAUUUGCCUCAGACCUACCUAGUCCGUGAAGAAAUGGUGGUUACAGAGGAGAUAGAUAAUGUGUCUGAUUUGGGUAUCUUCAUCUACCAACUCUGUGUUGGAAAAGAGACGUUCAGACUUCAGCGCAGAGACCAGAUAACAGGUCUGCAGAAACGUUCAGUGGAGAACUGUCACUCAAUCAGACACUUCGAAAACUCUUUUGUUGUUGAAACAAAGAUCUGUCAACAGUGAAAGGUGUUGGAUGGGAGGUGACUAGUUCACACCUUCAUUGAGAAGUCUGAGCAUUAGACGUCGACUUCUUAAAUUAAAAUGUGCAGUGAUAAUCAAAAGCCUUAUGCAUUUUCUGUGUAUUGCUUGUAUUUCAAAAGACAAAGUCACCAUUUCAGCUUUCUUUGAUCCUUGGUAUAACUUUUUAGUUGUCUCAUGUAAAACUUAAAUUUGAGUAAGGUUUGGUUUUGUUUUGUUUUUUUAGAAGGUUAAUAUCAGUUUAUCUGUUGAAUGUGUUUGAUUUAGUGUAAUCUGGGAAUGGCAGAAAAAUAUAUAUAUAUAUAAAAAAAGUUAACCAAUUCCUUGGCUGGAACCAAUUCUGUUCACCUUUAACUUUCACAGAAUGAUUAAUAUUGAUAAUCUGUGGUUUGCACAUCUUGUGUAGUUCUGUAGAAUAGCUCUGCACUCCGUAUCCUGGCUAAAAAACCUUCUGAUGAGUAUCAUUAAAGAUUUAUUUUAACUACCAUGUGUGAAGCAUGUAAAAUCCAACCUCCGUGAUCAUAAAUCUCUAACACUACCCUCUUUUCAUUUUGUGCAAUUACUGUAUUGAAUUCAUAUGUAUAUUUGGAACCUUCCCCGAGCUUACGUUUAAUUCUACCUUGGUUUGGUUUUGUGGUAUUUAGUUGUUAGAUUCCAAUAGAGUUGCUCUUAAAGCUUGUCAGUGUUUUUGGUUAUGACUUGGUUUAUCCUGUAACUUCCUAUUUCAGGAAUCUGUUCUGGUAUAGCUCACUUGUGAAUGUGACUGUAGUUGUAAACUUAAACUACUCUGGCUUAUAUAAACUUUUUAGAUCAACUUUUUAUGAGCAAGUAGCGUUACUACUGCAGUCAGAGCAUUGUUCCUUUUUUGAAAGCUGCAGUAUAAAGAUAAUGAAGAGUUAGUGUCCUGCAGUUGAUGAACUUGAGAGUUUUAUUAAGGGACUUUAUAUUGGCAUAAAUUCUGCAACCCUAUAAUAAAUGUUUCUCUAAAA
Molecule: messenger RNA, 1898 nt
Organism: Charadrius vociferus (killdeer)
Lineage: Eukaryota; Metazoa; Chordata; Aves; Charadriiformes; Charadriidae
Gene: ITM2A
Product: integral membrane protein 2A
Exons: 6
Coding region: 1-894 (297 amino acids)
Biological process (GO): negative regulation of amyloid precursor protein biosynthetic process
Cellular component (GO): extracellular exosome; plasma membrane; Golgi apparatus
Molecular function (GO): amyloid-beta binding
Source: RefSeq, a predicted model, not a curated record